Messenger RNA from Zophobas morio, 1634 nucleotides. Its product is annotated as cytochrome c oxidase subunit 1-like. Gene Ontology annotation, molecular function: cytochrome-c oxidase activity; heme binding. Gene Ontology annotation, cellular component: membrane. Gene Ontology annotation, biological process: electron transport coupled proton transport; mitochondrial electron transport, cytochrome c to oxygen. NCBI's taxonomy places the organism in Eukaryota, Metazoa, Arthropoda, Insecta, Coleoptera, Tenebrionidae. The transcript has a single exon. The record is from RefSeq and is a predicted model, not a curated record.
AUUGACUAUUAAACCAAAACGAAAAAAAAAAAACUACUAGCUUUAUGUAAUAAAAGCUUUAUAGAAUAGGAAUUAUAUCUAAAUACGGUUAUUAUUACGUUUUAUUUUUAAAUAAGUUUAAACAACAGAAACAUAAACCUUUCAAAAAAAUUGUAAAUUUAUUUACGGGUUUAAAUUCUAUUCUUAAACUGGUAACAGAGUCUAAACCCGUAAAUAAAUUUACAAUUUAUCGCUUAAUCUCAGCCAUAUUACCGAAUAAAUGAUUAUUUUCUACCAACCACAAAGAUAUUGGAACACUUUACUUCAUUUUUGGUGCAUGAUCCGGUAUAGUCGGAACCUCUCUUAGACUCCUAAUUCGAGCAGAACUAGGAAACCCAGGAUCUCUAAUUGGUGACGACCAAAUUUAUAACGUAAUUGUCACAGCCCAUGCGUUCAUUAUAAUUUUUUUCAUAGUAAUGCCUAUUAUAAUUGGAGGAUUCGGAAAUUGACUUGUUCCCCUGAUACUAGGAGCCCCUGAUAUAGCAUUCCCACGAAUAAACAAUAUAAGAUUCUGGCUUCUCCCCCCAUCGUUAACUUUACUUCUAAUAAGAAGAAUCGUAGAAAGAGGAGCAGGAACUGGAUGAACAGUUUAUCCCCCAUUAUCAUCCAAUAUCGCUCAUGGAGGGGCAUCAGUCGAUCUCGCAAUUUUUAGUCUCCAUUUAGCAGGUAUUUCUUCCAUUUUAGGAGCCGCUAAUUUCAUUACCACAGUUAUUAAUAUACGACCACAAGGAAUAACUUUUGAUCGAAUACCCCUAUUUGUCUGAGCUGUUGUAAUUACCGCAGUUCUUCUUCUUCUUUCACUUCCAGUACUAGCAGGUGCCAUUACUAUACUUCUUACUGACCGAAACAUCAAUACAUCUUUCUUUGAUCCAGCAGGAGGAGGAGAUCCCAUUUUAUACCAACAUCUAUUUUGAUUUUUCGGACACCCUGAAGUUUAUAUUCUAAUUCUACCAGGAUUCGGAAUAAUUUCCCACAUUAUUAGACAAGAAAGAGGAAAAAAGGAAGCUUUUGGUACUCUGGGAAUAAUUUAUGCCAUAAUAGCAAUUGGUCUUUUAGGAUUCGUAGUUUGAGCUCAUCACAUAUUUACAGUCGGAAUAGACGUUGACACUCGAGCCUAUUUCACAUCAGCUACUAUAAUCAUUGCUGUUCCUACAGGAAUUAAAAUUUUUAGUUGAUUAGCGACUCUACAUGGCACACAACUUAAUUACUCUCCCUCAAUAUUAUGAGCUCUAGGAUUCGUAUUUUUAUUUACAGUGGGGGGACUAACUGGAGUAGUACUAGCUAACUCAUCUAUUGAUAUUAUACUUCAUGAUACAUAUUACGUUGUAGCCCAUUUCCACUAUGUUCUUUCUAUGGGGGCAGUAUUUGCAAUUAUAGGAGGAUUAGUUCACUGAUUUCCUUUAUUCACAGGAACUACCUUAAAUCCUAAGCUAUGCAAAAUUCAAUUUAUUACUAUAUUUGUAGGAGUCAACAUUACAUUCUUUCCUCAACACUUCCUAGGAUUAAGAGGUAUACCCCGUCGAUACUCGGACUAUCCUGAUGCUUAUACCAUAUGAAAUAUUGUUUCUUCUAUCGGAUCAAUUAUCCUAUUCUGA